This is a messenger RNA of Pogoniulus pusillus (Red-fronted tinkerbird), 2977 nucleotides long. RefSeq names its product SRY-box transcription factor 30 (gene SOX30). Gene Ontology annotation, cellular component: nucleus. NCBI's taxonomy places the organism in Eukaryota, Metazoa, Chordata, Aves, Piciformes, Lybiidae. Gene Ontology annotation, molecular function: sequence-specific double-stranded DNA binding; DNA-binding transcription factor activity, RNA polymerase II-specific. The record is from RefSeq and is a predicted model, not a curated record. Gene Ontology annotation, biological process: regulation of transcription by RNA polymerase II. Bases 84 to 2021 code for a protein of 645 amino acids. The transcript has 5 exons.
GCAGCGGGGCCGUUGGCGGGCACCGCGCGAGGGCGCGGCGAGCGUUGCCCUAACGCCCGCAGGCGGCAACCGACCGCGGCGGGAUGGAGCGGGUGGUGAGGGAGCGACCGCACCGCUCCAGGGCUCCCCCAAAGCCGCCCCCGCGGCCCCGCCGCCAGCCGGCGCCGCCGCCCACCCCCAAGGAGAAGGCGAAGGUCCCUUUAAUCAAAAUCGAGAAGCCCGACCUGGAGGUGGGAGAUGCCCCGGACAGGAGACAGUUAAGCUCCCAGUGCAAGUGCUUCCCAGCUCCGGGAACUGUUAAAGCGGAGACCAACGGCACCAUCAAGGCCGAAGGAGACCAGAAAUGGGGCGGUGGAGAAAGCCAGAACGAGAUGAAGGUGCCGGAGGAGUGGGAAAGUGGGAAGAAGCCCUGGAGCGCUAUCAAAGUGGAACCCCCUCAGGUGGUUUCUGAGACCUGGAAGGUGGAGACAGAAAAGGAGGAUGCCCCGGCUGCCUCCCUGUGUGGGCCUGCUCAUGCCAGCACUGCUGCCAUCAAAGCGCAGCAGCAGCGUGAGGAGACUGGGAUCCUCCCUGAAGAUCGAAAGAUGCCAGUUGUGCUUCAGUCCUUGCCCCCUGGGACCUGCAUACAGAUCCAUGGCCCUGUGCCGCCAGAGCUGAUCCGUGUGACUCAAGUGCCAGAGAAACAAGUGCCGCCUCAAUUACAGCCAGUAAAGGUUGAAACUAGAGAUGUGCCCCUCACAGUACUGCCCUCUGAUUCAGGAAUGCCAGAUACUCCAUUUGGCAAGGACAAAAGUGGCCACGUAAAGCGUCCCAUGAAUGCAUUUAUGGUGUGGGCAAGGAUUCAUCGGCCUGCCCUAGCAAGAGCUAACCCAAAAGCCAAUAAUGCAGAAAUCAGUGUUCAGCUUGGAUUGGAGUGGAGCAAACUGACUGAGGAGCAGAAGCAGCCCUAUUAUGAUGAAGCUCAUAAGAUUAAACAAAAGCACAGAGAGGAAUUUCCCGGUUGGGUUUAUCAACCACGACAAGGCAAAAGGAAGCGUUUUCCUCUGCCUGUGUCUUCUGUAUUUUCCAGCGCUUCUCAGAGUAUCAUCGCUACAACUCCAGCUGUCAUUUGUCCCUUCCAGUCACCUGCUUGUUCAGUUGUCAUCCCCAGUGUUCAGAACAGUGUUGGACAUCCAGUCUGUGGGGCUUCUCCUGCCAUCCGUCUGCCAGCUUCUUCCAUUCAACAUCCUGGUCCAAUUACUUUUUUCCAGACUACUAGUACAAGCACCACAUCCAUGGUUGUUCCAUCUCCAACCCUGCCCCUGUACCCUGUAAUUUCACCACAGCACAUUGUUGAACCUGCUCAGAGAGAAGCUCUUAAUGCAUCAUCUGGGCUCAAUUGCUCUCUGAGGAGACUUACACCAGUUUUCACUGAGAGCUUCAGCAGAAACCCAAGCAGCAUAACCACCACUAAUAGCAGAUUUUCUGUCUGUAAUAUUGAGCCCCCAAAGCAGUAUCUAGGGCUUCCUGUGUUUCCUAGAGCUGUACCUCUUCCCCCAGCUACCCCUUUUCUUCCCUCACAUAUCUAUGAGUCUCCACCCAUUGUUCCACCAGCCAGUCUGUUUGGAGUACCUCCUCGGUUUCCAUUCUACCACCCUUACAUUGUGCCUGGACCUCACUACUUCCCUUCAAGCACAUGUCCAUUCAGCCGGCCUCCAUUUGGCUUUGGGAAAUUCUCCAGCCCAGUAUCUGAAUGCCUUGGCUUUUAUGAAGACAGAUACCGAAGACAGGAGGUGCUGUUUUCACCUUUAGGCAGAGACUAUCCUUUCAGGGAAUAUCCAAACGAAAAUAUGCAUGAGAACCUUGAACCACUGCCAUGUCACAGCAGCUGCAAUGUAAAUGAGUAUUCCAGCCCUCUACCACAGCUGGAUGUUGAAGUAUUGGAGGAGGUUUUGUCAAUCACUUCAUCUCCCUCCAGCAUCAACCUAGUCAAUGUAACUGACAGCGAUGAGGAAGAAGUAAAGUUAUUGCAAGAACUGUAGCUUUAAAACCCAACUUUAAAAACAGGCAAAUAGUGUAGAAGGUUAUUAAUGCUUUCUUCAAUGCUGACUUUUCAGUGUGUUCAGUGAAAGAUCUAUGUAGCUUGAGAGAUCUGUACAGGUAAUUUUGAAGUCUUAUGAUCCGUUUGCAUUGUCAGAGUUCACAUAUAGAUCUGGAAAGGUCAAAAGCCUCUGGAGUUUCACCUGCUUCAUCAGGACAUUGUUUGGGCCCUGUCUCAGGAGAGCACUUACACAGGAAUUCAGCUCUAAGCAUGUGAUAAUGUGCUUUCCUGAGGAGAGGUGUGCUUAAGGACAUCUUUUUAACGCCAAAAUAGGCCCUUUGAUGGUAUUUGCCAUAAUUUUCUAGGCAUUACUUUAGGAGUUUUAAUGAGUGAAAUAGUUCUUGUUUAUGACUGCAAUGUAAUUCUUACUGCAGUAAAAUACUCUAAGACCUGGAAAGUGAAGUCACAAAUUACUCUCUGCAGUGCUUUGUAUUUUUCCUUUGAUGAAAUAGGUUUAAAUUUAAUUUGGUUAAAAUUUUAACUGUAGUCUCUUGUUUCUGGUACAGCUUCUAUAUAAAACAUUGACCAUUUACAUCAGUUUCAGUAAUGUCUUGGUCUGAAACCAGUGCCAUUAAUUAAAGUGGGAUUGUCCAGAAGGUGUAGUGAGACAUGGUAGCACCCAGAGAGAGGAAGUCAUAUGGGCUCUGGCCCUGUGGCUUACACUAGUAGUCUUUGACUUGAUCCCUGAGUGUAGUUAGCACUGCAAAGAAUUCUCCAGACAAUACCAAAUUCUCUGAAGUUUAUCAAAGGGAAAUUCUCUCUGCUGAAUUCAAAGAGUAAUGAAAUUCAACAUUUUUUUUGCCAAAAUGUGUAGUUUAUGUUAUUUUGUCCCCUUUCCCCCUGUUUUGUGGAAUAGAGAGUAAUUUUUUUUUUCCUGGGAAUUUUGUUAUGUUUCUG